Molecule: messenger RNA, 1995 nt
Organism: Physcomitrium patens
Lineage: Eukaryota; Viridiplantae; Streptophyta; Bryopsida; Funariales; Funariaceae
Biological process (GO): regulation of gene expression
Cellular component (GO): nucleoplasm; chromatin
Molecular function (GO): RNA binding
Source: RefSeq, a predicted model, not a curated record
AUUGUCUUUCUACGUUACGCCACGAAAAUCUUCAUGUCGGUGUUGAUGGGAUUCAGUUCAUCUUCAGAGUGGUGUGUUACGGUGUUCGAGUCGGUGAAUGUUUGGAAGGGAUAGGGUUUCAUUGGCGUGCGCUUUGGACAAGGGAAUGAUCGACGUGUGUUGUGGUGCGUGUGUUGAAUGUAUGGCAGAAAAAGGUUGAGCGUUCUUACGUACAAAAGAGAGUCCCGGGAAAGUCCAACACCGACGAGUCUGUGGUUUGUGUGCCAGACGGUUUUGGUGAGUUGGAUGGUCGGUUGGUUGUGUAUGUGCAAGCAGUUUGUUGAAAACAGCGCAGGUUCGACGCAGGCAGUCAGGUAGGAGAGGGUAGAAGAGAAGAGGAGAGGGUGCGUGGGGACCUACUCCAACGCCGCGCCUGCUGCUGCUACUGCUCGGCGGGAGGUAUGGAAGCUAGGGGCGAUGAGGAGAGGAUGCAAGAAGUGGCGCCCGAUUUGAAUGGGACCCUGGAGGAUAAUGAUGUUGACGACGAGGAGCAGCAGCAGCAGCAGGACGUGGUCGAGGACGAUGAGCCCCAGCACGGUGACGAAGAGGAACAUAUCAACGGCUUCCAGAACGGAGGGUCUGCUAAUGAUGCCUUGGUAGAGAGUGAUUCCAAGGAUUCUCCCCACGGCUCGCAAGGAAAAGCGUCCGGUACAGGAGGGAAGAUUUUCAUCGGCGGCCUGUCAUGGGACACUUCCACAGACAAUUUGCAGAGCCACUUCAAGAAGUAUGGCGAGAUCAUCGAUGCGGUGAUCAUGAAGGAUCGAUCCACCGGACAUCCGCGCGGGUUUGGCUUCGUGACAUUCGCCGAUCCAGCUGUGUGCGAUAACGUCGUGCUGGACAAGCAUGUGAUAGACGGUAGAACGGUGGAGGCCAAAAAGUCAGUUCCUCGUGAAAACAUGGCAGCAAGUAAAGGACCGAAGACUAAGAAGAUCUUUGUCGGAGGCAUUCCUCCUUCUAUUACAGAUGAGGAGUUCAAGAGCUACUUCGGCGGCUUCGGGAGCGUAGUGGAGCACCAGAUCAUGCAAGACCACAGCACCGGACGGUCGCGUGGAUUCGGGUUUGUGACGUUUGACAAUGAGCAGGUGGUGGAGGACAUCCUGGCUCACGGAAAGAUGCACGAGCUUGGAGGAAAGCAGGUGGAGAUCAAGAAAGCGGAACCAAAACGGGCGAUUCAAGACAGUCCUGGCGGGGGGUACAUGGGCGGCAGGGGUGGCGGGUAUGGCGCAGGUGCAGGGGGGGGGUAUGGGGGAUACGAGGGAGGUUAUGGUGCAUCGGGGAGCGGUGGAUAUGGCGGGUCAUACAGGACAGGGUAUGGGGGAAGAAGCGGUACGUACGGUGGCGGGUAUGGAGGAUACGGCGGAGGAUACGCGUACGGAGGAGGGUACGGAGGAGGUUUGGGUGUGGGAGGCUACGGGUCGGGUGUGAGUGGUGGAUACGGGAGCAGUUUGGGGUAUGGAUCAAGUGGUGGGUACGGUGCAGGGAUGAUGGGUGGGUAUGGCGAUGGGUCCGAUGGAUAUGGGUCGAUGGGAUACGGCGGAUACAGCGGCACGGGGGGAUACGGGGCCGGGUACAGCUCAAGCGGUGGCUAUGGAGGAAGUUAUGGUAGCAGUCGUGGUUACAGCGGCAGCGGUGGCAGCAGUCAUGGACGGUACCACCCGUAUGGGAGGAGCUAGGGUUGUGUAGAUGGCGUGGUAGAGGGGCAGUGUUGUAAAGCAGUGGAGAACACAGGAAGGCUGUUAAAUUAUUAGUCACCGAGGCAGGUUGUGUCGAAUGACGAGGUCUAGCGAAGGGGUUCUUUACUCUAGAUGGGAUUUCUUUUUCUUUUAAAAUUUUGGGAACAUAACGCGGCACGCUCGCGCUGUCAGAAGAGUGCUUAUGAACCUACUUUAGGUUUGAUUUUGUACUUCUGAGUUAUGAAGAGAACAAUCCCAAUUACACUUUGUUUGUUUUACGGUU